This is a messenger RNA of Cercopithifilaria johnstoni, 339 nucleotides long. The record is from the annotation of a GenBank genome assembly. NCBI's taxonomy places the organism in Eukaryota, Metazoa, Nematoda, Chromadorea, Rhabditida, Onchocercidae.
AUGUGCCCUUGGAUCUCACGCCAUAAUUAUACAGUCCCCGUAAAGUACGUAGGUGUACCAAAAGGACUCUUUAAUAUACUUCAGCCGCAGAAUCAUUUCAGUGGAACCGAAUUUGAUGGCAGUAAAAAUCGUCCCACACUACCAAGAGAAUCAAAAGUGUGCAAAACUGUGGAUAUGAACCAUAUUCACUUGGCUUAUCCCUUCAAAUUUCCGGACAUGACGUCAGCAAAUACAAAACACUCUCGGGCGCUCCAUAAUUGCCGUAACAGAAAGGAGCCGUUUGCCCGAAACCACGGAAUACAAGCUGACGACUCGGCCUUAAUGUUUAGAGUUAUGUAA